Cotesia glomerata is the source of this 1522-nucleotide messenger RNA. RefSeq names its product SET and MYND domain-containing protein 4-like. NCBI's taxonomy places the organism in Eukaryota, Metazoa, Arthropoda, Insecta, Hymenoptera, Braconidae. The record is from RefSeq and is a predicted model, not a curated record. The transcript has 5 exons. The coding region runs from base 150 to 1466 and encodes 438 amino acids. Gene Ontology annotation, molecular function: protein binding.
AGACAUUAGCUGUUAUGAAUUCGAUCUGACUAAAUUAGUUCAUUUAUCAAUCCGUAAGGUAGCGUAUCCAAGUGGAAGAUUUCCCAAUAUAAUAUUAUUUAAUAAUUAAAUAAUAACUUGAUGGCUUUUAUUUAUUAAAAAUUGCGGUUAUGGAAGAUCACUUGGUUCAAAAAAUUAUAUCAAUGAUGAAUGAUAAACCAAAAGAAGAGACUAACUGGGAGAAGUUAUUUGAAGAAAAUCUUCAGCAAAUGAUUGAUAAUGGGGGGAUUCCUAUAAAAUAUGAAUCAAAAGAUGAAGAAAUUGCAAUCAAGAAAAUAAAUGUUGGAAAUCAAAUGAUGUCGAUUGCACCACUGAACGAAGUGAUCAAAAUUUAUAAUGAAGCAAUAGCCUAUGCACUACCUGGCUCAGAAGUAUUAGCUCGUGUAUUUGCUAAUAGAUCAGCAGUUUUAACAAACGGUGCAAUGUAUGAAGAUUCAUUGAAAGAUAUUGAGAGAACGUUAAAAAUUGGGUAUCCAGAUAAUUUGAAGGCUAAGUUAUACGCACGGAAAGCCAAAAAUUUAUUGGCUUUGAACCAAAAAAUGUGCCCUGAAGUUGAAGAAGCGAUAGCUCAAGCUAACAUGUGGAUUGAAAAAAUGGAUGAUAGUAAUAAAAAAAAAGUUUUAAGCAGUCUAGAUCAACUACAGACACAAUCGCUCAAGAAACCGGUAAAAAAAUGGGAUGACAUCAUAUUCAUGCCUAAAAUUACUAGUGAAAAUCCAAAAAUUUUAAGAGCGUCCCACGCUAUCGACAUACAGCAAUCUGAAAAAUUUGGCCGUCAAAUUGUGGCCACGAAAGAUAUUAAAGCGGGAGAAGCUGUUAUGAUACACAAAGCUUAUUCAACAACACUAUUGACAGAAUAUUGGCACACCUUUUGCUGGAACUGCGUUAAGUUUACCUUUAGUUGUGUUCCAUGCAACCAAUGCACAAACUUCGUCUACUGCAAUGAAAACUGUCGUGAUGAAGCUUGGAAAGACCACCAUGAGAUCGAAUGCCAAGUUAUACAUAGUCUUGUGGCUUAUGAUAAAAUAAACAUAGAAAUGAACCUUGUAAGUCUGCGACUAUUGAUAAGAGCUCUUAAAGAGUAUGGAAAUGUAGAAGCUUUAUAUAAAAAAGUCCAAGAUCUUGAACAGAUAGAAGACACAAUUGAUAAAAGCCUAACUGAAGGAAUAUUUGAUGAUAGCAAGUAUGCUAGUAUAUACGCAUUGUUACGAAAAGAUAUAAACUCAAUGGAAUCAGAACUUUUUACCAGAAAAUCUAUUGAAACACUCUAUAUGUUAGCGGCGACAACGGAAAUAUUUGGUAAAAAAAUUAAUAAGAUGAGCGAGUUAAAAAACAUGAAAUAUGCUAUUUUUAUUGCCAAAUUACUUAUUCAACAUAUAGCAAUCGCUCGCACUAAUUCUAUUAGGAUGAUGCCAAAGGUAAUGUGAUAAGAUCCUGCGGAGUUUUAUUGUCACUUUUAAGUUUGUUCAAUCAUAGUUGUGAU